UUGAGGUUGAGGCAUCAUCAUGGGUUCUUCGGAGCGGAAACCCUGCGCCAACAACUGCGGUUUCUUCGGAACUUCCGAGAAGCUAAACCUCUGCUCCAAAUGCUACAAGGACCUCUGUCUCGAAGAGGAGCUUGCAUCAAUGAAGUCUGUGCUCUGCUCAGCAAAGCCACCCUCGCCGGCGGAGCCGUCGCAGGGCACGGAGGGUCCGUCGAAACCGGCGAACCGGUGUGGGACAUGCAACAAAAAAGUGGGUUUAACCGGUUUUGUGUGCAAGUGUGGGAGUACCUUCUGUGGGGUGCAUCGUUACCCGGAGAAACACAAGUGCACCUAUGAUUUUAAGGGUGAGGCCCGCGAAGCGAUUGCGAAGGCGAAUCCUGUUGUUAAGGGUGACAAAAUUGAUAGGUUUUAGG
This is a messenger RNA of Glycine soja, 410 nucleotides long. RefSeq names its product zinc finger A20 and AN1 domain-containing stress-associated protein 1-like. Gene Ontology annotation, biological process: proteasome-mediated ubiquitin-dependent protein catabolic process. Gene Ontology annotation, molecular function: DNA binding; zinc ion binding. Lineage: Eukaryota; Viridiplantae; Streptophyta; Magnoliopsida; Fabales; Fabaceae. The transcript has a single exon. The record is from RefSeq and is a predicted model, not a curated record. Bases 20 to 409 code for a protein of 129 amino acids.